AUGGUGCUCGAGCAAUACACCUACGUCUUCGUCAUCGGCACUUUGUUUGCCAUGCUCGAUGCCUACAACAACGGUGCCAACGAUGUUGCCAAUGCCUGGGCUACCAGUGUCUCGUCGAGAUCCAUCUCGUACAGACAAGCAAUGAUAUUCGGUACCGUCUUCGAGAUGCUAGGCGCCAUCACCGUGGGCGCCCGCACUGCCGACACCAUCAAGAACGGCAUCAUUCCCAACGACGCCUUCCGGGGUGACGCCGGCGUGCAGAUGCUCGCCUUCACCUGCGCCCUCGCCGCCGCAUCCUCAUGGGUCAUGUGGUGCACAAAACAUUCGGCUCACGUCUCGUCGACCUACUCGCUCAUUUCCGCCGUCGCUGGUGUUGGUGUCGCCACCGUCGGCGCUUCUGGAGUGCAAUGGGGAUGGAACAAUGGCAAGGGUCUUGGUGCCAUCUUCGCUGGUCUGGGCAUGGCACCCGCUAUUGCCGCUGGCUUCGGCGCGAGCAUCUUCAUGCUGAUCAAGGUCGUCGUCCACAUGCGCAAGAACCCCAUGAAGUGGGCCGUUUACUCGUCGCCCUUCUGGUUCCUCGUCGCCGGCACCGUCUGCACGCUGUCCAUCGUCUACAAGGGCUCGCCCAACCUCAAGCUGAACAAGAAGCCUGGCUGGUACGUGGCCGCCGUAACCAUGGGCACAGGCUGCGGCGUCGCCCUAAUGGCGGCCAUCUUCUUCGUUCCCUUCCUGCACGCCAAGAUCAUCAAGAAGGACUACACUGUUAAGUGGUACAUGUUCGUCCUGGGUCCUCUGCUGUUCAAGCGCCCUGCCCCCGCCGACGCCGACCAGGCCAAGGUCCCCAACUACGCUGUUGUCCAGCACGACGAGGAUGAUGAGCCCUCGACCCACGCCUCAAGCUCCAAGGCAGGCUCCGACAGUGGCGAUGAGGCCAUCAUGACUGCUCCGGCCGGCGAGGUGAACGAGAAGCGGCUCGUCGCGACCGAGACUCGGCAGCCGACGUACAAGGAGUUGCAAGCGCAGGGCGAUGAGCGACUGCACGCAAAGCUGCGCAAGAAGGGGGGCCCCAUCGGUUGGGCAAUGCGCACGCUGCACGAGAACCCCAUGGGCCCUGGCCAGAUUUACGAGUGGCACAACAUGAAGAUCAUGGCGAAGCGCAUUCCUGCCAUGAUUGUGUGUGGUGCCCUCUAUGGUCUGCACUACGACAUUCACGCGUCGCAGACGGGUGUUGAGGGCACGCCCGAGGGCAACCGCAUGCAGCGCGUCUACGCCCACGCUGAAAAGUACCCCAACGAGGUUGAGCACACGUACUCGUUCGUGCAGGUUCUCACCGCAUGCACCGCCUCGUUCGCCCACGGCGCCAACGAUAUCGGUAACUCUGUUGGCCCUUGGGCCGUCAUCUACUCGGCCUGGAAGACUGGUGAUGCUGCUGCGGCGAAGGCCCCUGUGCCGGUCUGGCAGCUUGCAGUUCUCUCGGCCACCAUUUCCCUCGGCCUCAUCACCUACGGUUACAACAUCAUGAAGGUCAUGGGUAACAAGAUCACUUACCACUCCCCCAGCAGAGGUUGCUCCAUGGAAAUGGGCGCCGCCAUCACCGUCCUCGUCUUCUCGCAGUACUCGCUGCCCGUGUCGACGUCCAUGUGCAUCACCGGUGCCACUGUCGGCGUCGGUCUCUGCAACGGCACCCUCAAGGCUGUCAACUUCCAGCGUGUUGGCCUGCUCGUCUUCUCCUGGAUCAUGACCAUCCCCGUCGCCGGCACCAUCGGCGGUGUGCUCAUGGGUCUGUUCCUCAACGCGCCGCACUUUUAA
Lasiodiplodia theobromae is the source of this 1809-nucleotide messenger RNA. Its product is annotated as Sodium phosphate. The transcript is spliced from 3 exons. Lineage: Eukaryota; Fungi; Ascomycota; Dothideomycetes; Botryosphaeriales; Botryosphaeriaceae. Gene Ontology annotation, cellular component: membrane. Gene Ontology annotation, biological process: phosphate ion transmembrane transport. The record is from RefSeq and is a predicted model, not a curated record. The coding region runs from base 1 to 1809 and encodes 602 amino acids.